Epithele typhae is the source of this 2451-nucleotide messenger RNA. Its product is annotated as HOOK-domain-containing protein. Bases 1 to 2451 code for a protein of 816 amino acids. Gene Ontology annotation, biological process: cytoplasmic microtubule organization; cytoskeleton-dependent intracellular transport. The record is from RefSeq and is a predicted model, not a curated record. Gene Ontology annotation, molecular function: microtubule binding; dynein light intermediate chain binding. The transcript is spliced from 14 exons. NCBI's taxonomy places the organism in Eukaryota, Fungi, Basidiomycota, Agaricomycetes, Polyporales, Epitheliaceae. Gene Ontology annotation, cellular component: cytoplasm; centrosome.
AUGUCUGUCGACUCGCAGAAGAAGGAGCUCAACGCUUUCCUCUCCUUCUUCGCGACGCUCGACCUUCCACGCCCUGUAACGACCAUCGGAGACCUCUCAGAUGGAGCGGCUCUGUUUGAUAUCCUGUCCAUCGUCGACCCCGACUACUUCCGCCAGCCGGGGCGUCCUUCCGCGCAACCUUCGGAAAACUGGGUUCUGCGCUUUGCGUCUCUCAAGAAGCUGUACAGGCUGUUGACCCAGUACUUCUCCGAGGUCCUUCACCAGCCGACGAGUGCGCUCGAGGUCCCGGACCUACAGUCGAUCGCGAAGGACUACAAUGUGAACGCGACGCUCAUCAUGUGCCGCCUGACCAUUGCCAUCGCGGUCCAGUGCGAGAACAACAAGGAGAUCAUUGAGCGCAUACAGAAGCUCACCGAAUCCGAGCAGCAUUCGCUCAUGAGGGUCAUUGAGCAGAUCAUGACCAAGGCGCGCAAGUCUGCGGAGGCCGGGAUGGAAGCGAGCAUGACAGAAGACGACCACUAUUACCAGAUUCAGUCGGAACGGAGCCGGAUACUGGCAGAGAAGGAAACCCUCAUGAAAGUGUAUCAACAGCUACUAGAAGAGCACAGGACAUUGCAGACGAAUUUCGACGACGCGGUGAAUGAGAAGGAGGAUGCGGUUGGGCAGCUGAAGCAGGCUCAGCGUGAGGCCGAAAGUGCGAGCAAGCGUGCCACGGACUCUCGUGGAGACAACAUGCUCCGUGGAGAGAUGGACCGCCUACGGGCUGACCUGCAGAAGAGCGAGGACAACUUGGCCGUGGCGGAGUCUGAGCUCGACAAGCAGACGGCUCUCGUGACAGACCUGACGCGCAAGGUCGAUGAACUCCAAGGCAAAGCGGAUGAAGCUGUUCGCUUGAAGGAUCAGCUUGACGAAUAUCGGCAUGCAGCAGAUAAGCUACAGAAAACCGAGAACGUCAUGGAGAAGUAUAAGAAGAAGCUCCAAGAGGCCGCGGACAUGCGACAACAGGUCAAAGUAUGGUUUGGAGAAGCAAAACUCGGAUCUCGUCGACAAAACGCCGCCCUUGAGGAGGAGUACCGCAAGGUCGCUGCGUUCAAGCCGCUUAUGGAGUCCUACAAGUCCCAAAUCGCCGAGCUGGAGACCAAAUCGUCGGCACACCGCAAGGAAAUUGAUGCGCUCAAGUUCGAGCUCGACCAGACCAAGACCAAGCUCAAGGUGACACAAGACGAGCGCGCGAAGGACUCAGAGACCCUUGAGCUCUACCAAGAGCGCGUGCGUGAACUCGAGUUCACGUCCCAGCGCCCUCUUGCCACCUCGCGUACGCGUCCGCCCGAGGACGAGCCUACAGGCAAUCAGGCCGAUCUCACCGAAUCUGAACUGAUGGGCAACAACAUCCCGCACGACGAUGACGACCUCAAGCUGCAGGUGCGGAAGCUGCAGCGCGAGCUCGAGGCGGUGCGCAAGAACGAGGCGGACUCCAGUCGCCUCCUUGUACUCGAGAACUUGCUCGAGGACGCGAACCGCAUGAAGGCGCGCUACGAGGCGGAUUACCUCGCCGCCCACCGCGAGAAGCUCAUGCUCCAGAACAACCUUGAGGAGAUCCGCAACGGCAAGUCUAUGGGCGAUGGGGCGGAGGCUGCGAUAGCUCUGCGUCAACGCUUGAACGAGACUGUUGACGAGCUCGAUCAGCUCAGGAAUGAGCACACCGAGCUCUCAGUCAAGUUUGAUGCGAUGUCUAAGGAGCUCACAAUCGCCAAGUCUGAUCUGACCCUUGUCAACCGUGACCAGCUCGACAUCCUCAAAACUCUGCGGGAGUCUGUGGAAGAAGACAAGAUCGAACUCGAGGCAGAAGUGGACCGUCUGCGCACUAACGUCAAAGAGCUCUCCGACAAGAACAAGAUGCAACUCGAGCAGAUCAACGGUCUGCUCCUCGAGAAGCGCGACAGGAUGCUCCAGCGUGAAAGGGCGAUCGGCGACCUGCGUGCAUCGCUGUCUGGCAAGGAUGUCCCGGAGGAUAUCAGGCAGAAAAUGCUGGGCAUGCACGAGGAGAACCUCAGCCUCAAGGAGCAGUACAAGACUGCCCAGGACAAGCUAUCAAAGCGAAAGCCGUACUUCAUCAAACAGCAGGACAAGCUGUUCAAGGAAGAGCAUGCGAAGAGCACGAGCUCGAUCCCUGCGGGAGCCUUCGACGAGGCAGAGAACAGCUUCAGGACACAAAUCAAGAUCUUGGAAGAGGAUCUCGCUCGGCAGAGGUCGUGGUUGCCCACUGACUCAAAUCGUUCGCUUACUCGGCUGCACUCAGAGGCCACCACCAGAUACAGCAGAGAGCAAACCCUCAUGCUCAGUAUCAUCCACAGUCAAGGCAUGCGCACAGCACGAGACCAGCUGGGCUUCGCGAAGCAACAAACGCGGCCGGAACCCACAAGUGGCUCAAACAACAACGCCAGAACGUAA